ACAACCACACAGACCACACCAACAAACACACCAACAACCACAAACAACCACCACACCUACAACCACACAGACCACACCAACAACAACAUCCAAAAAAGACACCACCACCACGUUGACUACCACACUGACACCGUCAUUGCCGAGCGAGUCCACCACACUUACCACCACAGCAACAUCAGAUUACAGCACAUUGUGCACAACAGUGCCCCCUGAACCGCCCAGCAUUGUGACCACAGUGUCCAGCACAAUGCCCAGCUCAUCCAGCCCAGUGACCUGUGUGCUCAUGUGCGUUCCAUACACUGAGCCCAUCUCACCAACCACCCUGUCCACCACUCCAUUCAGCAUUCUGUGCACGACAUUGGCCGCUGGGUCCAGUCCAGCCGCCAGCACAUCACCAACAAUGUCUAACGCAUCGACCAGCAGGUCAAUUUCAGUGUCUGACACAUCAAGCAGCUCUUCAACCACAAUUACCAGCCCACCAGCCAACAAGAUCACCAGUGCGUCUACUUCGACUACCACUGCAAUGAAUCAAUUAAAUACAACCACGAAACAAGUCUUGACAACAGCUGCCACCACUCGUCUGACCACUGAAACCACCACCACAAGUUCUACCACAACAAAGUCACCAGGUAAAAACCCUUGUCAGAAUGGAGGGACCUGGGAUGGUGAUGAAUGUGACUGCCUAGACAACUACGAAGGAGAUUUUUGCGAACGUGUAGACGAUGACAUUGAAUUAGAUGAAGUUGUGGCCAUUGUUGAAGUUACACUCAGGAUAGUGGGCGAAGUAUUUUCAGAAGCGCUAACGGAUGACCAAUCAAUUGAAUACCAUGACUUUUCGGAAAAGUUUAUGGAACAGAUGGACAACAUUUUCAAUAAUAUACGAGGAUACAAAGGAGUGAAGAUUUUAAAGAUUCGGAGCGGCAGUAUCAUCGUGGAUCACGAGGUUAUUCUGGCCACAAACUCUUCGGAAGCAGUGUCUCAUAAUUUUCUCAAUAAAAUAGCCGAAGAAAUUAAAACAACUCUUAAAGAUCCAACUUCAUCAGGAGGCAACAACACUGGAUUUGAAAUUGACACUUCCUCUGUAGGCGUUAAAGAAGCUGUUCUCACUGCUGAUUGUGCUUCAGAGGUUCCAGAGAAACUAAGCCAGUAUUAUACACUGGUUGUGAUUGGUAAGAAGACCAUUUGUGCUUCAGUCUGUAAUUCGCAAAGGAAGGACGCAAUGAAAUGUGGAAAUGGAAUGUGUGGAAUGAAAAGUAAUGGACCCAAUUGCUAUUGUGACGUGUCUCAAGACUACUGGUACUAUGGUGAUUCCUGCAACCAUAUGAUUCAUAAAAAAGGCUUCAUUGCUGGUUUAUCAGUAACACUUAUUGUCCUUCUUCUUGGCCUUUUGGCUCUUUUGAUCAACAAUGUGAGGUUUCACAAGAGCCUAAACCUAACACAAACCAAAAGAAAUGACCAAGUGAAAGAAAUAAUGGAAAGCUGGGAAGAAGAUGAUUGGGAAUGGAAAAAUCCUGGGUCUCUUAUUAUCGAAAAUAGGAACACCGAUUCCAUUGAUGAUACAAUAAGUGAAGGACAAUCCUCCAGCAGUUCUACGAGUUAUACGCUGUGGCGGGGGAAUAUGGUAUGGUGAAAACAAGGAGAAUUUUAUUGUUCAGCUCAAAAACCAGGUCACAGAUGAAUAUUACUGACUUCUGCAAUGAAGUAUAACAUGUCCAGUUUAUCGGUGUUUGAAUAUUUUUACUGCAUGUUUCCUGAAUUUAGUUUGAUAUUAUUUUACGCACUGAAACCUAUCAAAAUUAACUGUGCACAACUUAAUUAAAACAUACCAGAUUGCUCCAAGAUUAUUAAACAAAGCCAGACUAUCUAAUGAAGCAAUAUGGUGCAUGGCUCCAAAGAUCAUUUCCCGGAACUGUAGAGUGUCAAAAAGUACAUUGUAAAGGGGUGGAAACAAGUUGCAUAAUAAGUCCUCUUUUGAGUAUCUUUCUGUACCAGUAACUGUAUUAAAAUGGUCGUAAUAUAUAUUUUAAAAAGUAAUAAAUCAAAAUGUUAGUAUUUCCUAGUAUUCAAGUUUAUUUGAAGCACUCUGAAUUCCAAAUGUCCAAUAAAAAGGCAACAUACAUCCAACCUGGUCAGAUGACACGAGUCGCAUUCUUUAGGACUUAAGUAAAGAAAAAAAUUUGGGGAGCAAAACCCAAGGUGCUGGAGGAACUCAGCGAGGCAGGCAGAUUUUUAUCGGGAAUGUUUUGGGUUGGGACCUUCUCCUGAUUAAUUGUAGGAGGGAAGAGAAAAGCUGGAAAAGAGAGGUGGUUGCAAGAUAGAGCCUGGCAAGUGAUAGGGUGGAUACAGGUGGGGAGGGCUUGAUUGGCAGAUGGGUGGAGUAAGUGACAAACACUCGAGAUGAAAAGGAGACAGAACGGUAUCAGAUAAGGAUAGAAGGAGGAUGAAACGUAAAGUCAAAAGGAGGGAAAUUGGUGGAAGGGGAUAGGUGGGAGGGUAAUGAGAGAAGAUAAAAGGGAAAUUAGGGAUUUAGGAAUGGGAGGUGAGUGUACAAGGAGAAAGAAAAGAGAAAGAUGACUGCGGCGGGAUAGUGGAAGAAAUGGGUGCGCACCAGGAUGGGGUGGUGAAUUACUCAAAAUUGGAAAAUUCAAUGUGCAUACCAUUGGGUGUAGGCUCCCCAAGCGGAAUAUGAGGUGCUGUUCCUCCAGCUUGCAUGUAGUCUCACUCUGUCAAUGGAGGAGGCCAAGGACAGAAAGAUCAGUGUUGGAAUGGGACGAUAAGUUCGCAACUGGGGAAUCCAACAGGUCUUGGUGGACCGACUACAAGUAUUUGGUGAAAUGCUCGUUGAGUCUAUGCUUGGUCAUGCUGAUGUACA
Leucoraja erinaceus (little skate) is the source of this 2872-nucleotide messenger RNA. Its product is annotated as mucin-3B-like. Bases 248 to 1630 code for a protein of 460 amino acids. The record is from RefSeq and is a predicted model, not a curated record. The transcript has 11 exons. NCBI's taxonomy places the organism in Eukaryota, Metazoa, Chordata, Chondrichthyes, Rajiformes, Rajidae.